Nicotiana tabacum (common tobacco) is the source of this 624-nucleotide messenger RNA. NCBI's taxonomy places the organism in Eukaryota, Viridiplantae, Streptophyta, Magnoliopsida, Solanales, Solanaceae. The record is from RefSeq and is a predicted model, not a curated record.
UAUAUAUUCCCAAGCUGCACACUUAUAGAUAUAUUCCCAUAUUAUUCUCCUUUCUUCUACAAAUUUUUUUGUAUUUAUUAACUCCACACAUACUAAGAAGAAGAUGUCUGGUGUUUGGGUAUUCAAAAAUGGAGUACUCAGACUAGUAGAAAAUCCAGGAGAUCAUUUCCAAGGUUCUAGGAAAGUGUUGGUUCAUGUUCCUACAAAUGAAGUUAUUACAUCCUAUGCAAUUCUUGAAACUAAACUAUAUAACCUUGGUUGGGAAAGGUACUAUGAUGAUCCAGAAUUACUUCAAUACCAUAAGAGAUCUACAACUCAUCUUAUUACUCUACCAAAAGAUUUCAACAAGUUUAAAACCAUGCAUAUGUAUGAUAUUGUUGUCAAGAAUCGCAAUGAGUUUGAAGUUAGAGACAUGUGAGAAGAAAGACAUUAAAAAAAAAGUUUAUGUUUUGCCUCAUUUUUCCAGGUGUGAUUAGGCUUCUUGAAAUCAUGUUGUAUUUUGUUUUGGUUGGUUUUCACAGUGUUGCAAUUUUGUUAUGGCAAGGUUUUGUUUCAUGGUGCUUGAAAGUCAAUGUUGUGUAUUUAGGGAUAUUAUCACUUUUAAGCCGCGCUAUAAACUAUUUA